This is a messenger RNA of Aspergillus puulaauensis, 1782 nucleotides long. RefSeq names its product GMC family oxidoreductase. Bases 1 to 1782 code for a protein of 593 amino acids. Lineage: Eukaryota; Fungi; Ascomycota; Eurotiomycetes; Eurotiales; Aspergillaceae. The transcript is spliced from 2 exons. The record is from RefSeq and is a predicted model, not a curated record. Gene Ontology annotation, molecular function: oxidoreductase activity, acting on CH-OH group of donors; flavin adenine dinucleotide binding.
AUGGCAACUGUUUCUAACGGCGCUGAGUACGACUUUGUCGUCGUCGGCGGUGGUACCGCUGGUAAUGCCAUUGCGGGUCGUCUCGCUGAGAACCCCAACGUCCGCAUUCUCGUUGUCGAAGCUGGUAUCCCCAACCCCGACCAGAUCGAGCAGAUAUCCACGCCAUCAAAGGCCUUUACUCUCCGUGGAAGCCAGUAUGACUGGGCCUACAAGACAACUAUGAUCAAGCGUGAUGACUACGAACGUAUUGAAAAGCCCAACACCCGUGGAAAGGCUCUUGGUGGAAGUACAUGUGCCAACUACUUCACCUGGAUCCCCGGAUCAAAACCCACCUUUGACGACUGGGAGGCCUUUGGCGGCAAGGACUGGACCUGGGAUAGCUGCGUGGACUACCUGCGCAAGUGCGCCACCUAUCACGAUGAUGAGAAGCUCUACCCGGCUGAUCUCAAGAAGAUCGGUACCGGCGGCCCUGUGCAGAUCUCCCAUGCCGACUUGGUCCCUGAGAUGGCUGGAUUCCGUGAUGCGCUCACUCAGGCGUGGGUCUCUAAGGGCCAGCCUCUGACUGAGGACAUCUUCGAGGGCGAGAUGCGAGGUCUCACCCACUGCGUUGACACUAUCCACAAGGGUGAGCGCCAGGGCUCCUUCCUCUACCUGCGAAACAAGCCCAAUGUGACUAUCCUCUAUGGAGUGCAGUCCAAGAACUUGAUCAUCGACCCGGAAACCCGCGUCUGCUCUGGAGUUACUGUCAUCAGCCAGGCCUACAACACCGAGAUCAGCGUCUACGCUAGCCGCGAGGUCAUUCUGUCUCAGGGCGUGUUCGAGACCCCCAAGCUUCUCAUGUUGAGCGGUGUCGGCCCCGCAGCUGAGCUGGCUAAGCAUGGAAUCAACACUGUCAUCGACUCUCCCCACGUUGGUCAGCAUCUGCUUGACCACCCCAUUGUGCCCUUCGUGCUCCAGGUCAAGGAUGGAUAUGGCCUAGAUGAUCACGUCCUCCGCCCUGGUCCUCUUAACGAUAAGGCUAUCGCCACAUACAAGCGCGACAAGACCGGCCCUGCCAGCUCUGGAUUCCUCGAGCUUGUUGGAUUCCCCCGCAUUGAUGAACGCUUGGAGAAAUACCCUGCCUACCGCGAGGCCAAGGCUGCCAACGGUGGACUCGACCCCUUCGGUCCCGCAGGCCAGCCUCACUUCGAACUUGAUUUCGUCGGCCUGUUCAGUACUGCCUUCCAAUGGCACUACCCUCUUCCCGAGAAGGGUAACUACAUGACCACCAUCGUCGAUCUGCUCCGACCCCUUUCCGAGGGUGAGGUCACCCUGAACAGCUCGAGCGCCCUUGUCCAGCCUAACAUCAACCUCAACUUCUUCGGCAAUGACCUCGAUAUCCUGGCCAUGCGCGAAGGUGUCCGCUGGACCUACGAUGUUCUGACCAACGGUGCCGGAUUCAAGGACAUCGUUGUCGCCGAAUACCCAUGGAAGAUGCCUCUGCAGUCCGAUGAGGAGAUGAACAAGGCGGUUCUUGACCGAAGCCAGACUGGUUUCCACCCUUGUGGUACCGCACGUCUCUCUAAGAACAUCCAGCAAGGUGUUGUUGACAACAAGCUCCGAGUCCACGGAAUCCGCAACCUCAGAAUUGCCGAUGCCUCAGUGAUCCCUGUCAUCCCUGACUGCCGUAUCCAGAACUCUGUCUACAUGAUUGGUGAGAAGGGCGCCGACAUCAUCAAGUAUGAGCACAAGGACCUCUACGAGCAGCAAAACAUCCCGUACUUCCUCCCCAGCAGACUGUGA